Oncorhynchus mykiss (rainbow trout) is the source of this 2261-nucleotide messenger RNA. RefSeq lists its product as uncharacterized. The record is from RefSeq and is a predicted model, not a curated record. Gene Ontology annotation, biological process: regulation of transcription by RNA polymerase II. Gene Ontology annotation, molecular function: DNA-binding transcription factor activity, RNA polymerase II-specific; RNA polymerase II cis-regulatory region sequence-specific DNA binding. NCBI's taxonomy places the organism in Eukaryota, Metazoa, Chordata, Actinopteri, Salmoniformes, Salmonidae. Gene Ontology annotation, cellular component: PcG protein complex; transcription regulator complex; chromatin.
CUCACGUGGACACAUUUUGGGCGGAAUAAAUCCUCCCGCUUCGCCUCUUCAUCUGAUUACCUUGAAAACAACGGUCGGACAUCUUGGACGCAGUGUCCAAUUCUUGAAUUUAUACCAGUGGUCGAAUCAGCAACUAGUGCUUUGAAAACUUCCUCGGAGUAUCGGCGCUCCGGUAUCACGAGUCCCAUCACGAAGCCUCUAGCUCGACCGAACAAAGUAACAUAACAUAACAUAUAUUUUGGUAUUUCUUAGCUACUGUAGUUAGCAACAACAAUGAGAAACUGCUGUGCGGUGAAUUGUGCUAAUCGAGCUGGUCAAGGAUGGAGAUUCUUCACUAUACCAAGAGGAUCUCAUCCCUUCCAAAAUAAUAGAAGACGGUUGUGGCUGCAAGCCAUAAAACGGGUGGAUUGGGGCCCUGAUGGUCUGAGGGGUGAUUAUAGCUUGUGUGGAGCUCAUUUCAUCUCUGGAGAACCUUCUAUGGACUACGACAGCCCCGAUUUUGUUCCAUCAAUAUUUCCCCAAGGCAAACAGACAAGAAACUCAAGAAAGACGAGAUGCAAUAAAGCACAGUCUGACGGCAGUGCUGUUGCCAUGGCAAGUCCAGACACAGAGGUCGAUGUCCUUCCUGACUGUUCUGAAGUGCUGCAUGGUCCUGAUUGUUACCAUAGUGACCAAAGCACGCUAGAUCCGAAGCUGGAGGAUGAAAGUCAGACUCUGGACCUGAAUAUCAAAGAAGAAGACGUGGAUAAUUUUAUGUAUCUAAACUAUUCUGGAGUUCUGAAAGAGGAAACGUGGGAGUGUCCUCAGCCUGGGAAAGGGGGUCCUGACUGUAACCAUAGCGACCUAAGCAAGCCAGAUCCAAAGAUGGAGGAUGAAAGUCAGCUCCAGCGUCUAACUGUUAAAAUCAAAGGAGAAGAAGAGGAGGAAACUUAUGGCACUGAAUGUGGCAAGACCUCUUUGUCAACAAGGAAUCCGCUCACGUCCACUGGAGAGAAUUCUUACCAUUGCUAUGACUGUGGGAAGAGUUUCAGUCAACAUUCAAACUUAAAACAGCAUCAGAGAACACACACAAGGGAGAAAUCUCAUAGCUGUUCUGACUGUGGAAAGAACUUCAGUCAUAAGGGGAGUUUGGUAUACCACCAGAGAAUACAUACAGGGGAGAAACCGUAUAGCUGCUCUGACUGUGGGAAAUGUUUCAGUCAAAAGGGGAGUUUGUUAUACCACCAGAGAAUACAUACAGGGGAGAAACCGUAUAGCUGCUCUGACUGUGGGAAAAGUUUCAGGCAAAAGGGGAGUAUGGUACAACAUCAGAGAACACAUACAGGGGAGAAAUCCUAUAGCUGCUCUGACUGUGGGAAGAGUUUUACCGCAUCUUCUACUCUAAAGAACCACCAGCGUAAAACACACUAGGGAAAAGCCUUACCAUUGCGCGGACUGUGGGAAGAGCUUCAAUCGACAUCAACAUUUCUCACAACAUCAGAGAACAGUGUGUUGGAUGCAGAUUGGUUGUUUCAGAUGUUGUGCCCAAUAGAAAUUAAAAGUAAAUAAUGUUGUCACUUUUAUUGUAAAUAGAAUAUAUUUCUAAGCACUUCUACAUUAAUAUGGAUGCGACCAUGAUAAUUGUGAAUGAUGAGUUAGGCAUAAAUAUCAUGCUAACCUCUGUUGUUGUAAUGGUAAGAGGCUAUGUCAUGGGGGUAUGAUAUUGUUUGUGCGUCUAACUUUCUCACUCAUAAUUAUUCCCGAUUUUUAAUUCAGAACUAUCUGUAAUCAUGGUAGCAUCCACAUUAAUGUAGAUUGUGUUUAGAAACAUAUUAUAUUCUUAUUUACAAUAAAAGUGACUCCAAAAUGACAAUACGUUAUUUAACCAUUCAUUUCUAUUGGGGGAAAAAAAUCUGAAACAACCAAAAUAAAUAACCAAUGCAUCCAAUACGUUUGUAGAGUCACAGGCUUGAUGUAGUCAUUAUGUGCUAGGGAUAUGGGACCAGAUACUAAGUCUGGCCACUUUAAUACACACACACACACUGGGCUUUUAAAACGCAUUCAGACCCCUUGACUUUUUCCCACGCGUUGUUACCUUACAGCCUUAUUCUGAAAAUGGAUUAAAUAAAUACAAAAUCCUCAGCAAUCGACACACAUUACCCCGUAAUGACAAAGCGAAAACAGGUUUUGAAUUUAUAAAAAAAAAAAACAGAAAUACCUUAUUUACAUAAGUAUUCAGACCCUUUGCUAUGAGACUCUAAAUUGAGCUCAGAUGCAUCCUG